Messenger RNA from Cyanistes caeruleus (blue tit), 4550 nucleotides. Its product is annotated as myogenesis regulating glycosidase. Gene Ontology annotation, molecular function: hydrolase activity, hydrolyzing O-glycosyl compounds. Lineage: Eukaryota; Metazoa; Chordata; Aves; Passeriformes; Paridae. Gene Ontology annotation, biological process: skeletal muscle fiber development; carbohydrate metabolic process. The record is from RefSeq and is a predicted model, not a curated record.
GUGCGGCCGCCCCUCCUGGCCGGGCUCCGCUCGCCUCGGCACACCCCGGCCGGAGGGCUGGCUGCUCACACAUCCGUCACGGUGCCUGAGAAAACACGGCGGUGACGUGCGGGUCCCCUCCUCCUGCCCGCGGACACCCGCCAGCGCGGAGCCCCGGAACUCCCUGCGUGAUGGAGAGGAUGGAGCUGCCGGGGACGUGUAGCGGUGCUCCUUUUUUAUGUGCUUAAAAAGGCAUCUCUGGUGGAGCCAGGCGGCAGGCAGGGAUCUCCAGGAAGCCCAUGGCCAGAGACGGGUGUUAUGGGACAUGGUGGAGGUGGGAGCUCUCCUAACAAUCCAGUGUCUACGCCUGAGAACCCCAGCCGUGCUUCUUUCCCACUCCUCUGCAGAAAGCUGUAGAGAAAGCACAGCACCAUGUACACCUUCCUGCCAGAGAGCUUCACACCGGUGAAGCAGAAGCCCUCCAAGGAGCUGAGGCCCAUGUUGGGUGCCAUCUUUCUGGGCCUCAUCCUGUUCAUUGCUGCAGUGGUGGCCUGGUGCUACUACACCGUGUCCCUGAGGAAGGCGGAGCGGCUCAAGACGGAGCUGAUGGACCUGCGGGCAGACGGCUUCGUCAUCCGCAACCAGCACGGGGAGGUGGUGUUCCGGCUGGCCUUCCGCUCGGGCAGCCUGGACCUGGAGUCGUGCUCCAAGGAGGGCGAGAUCCUGAGCUGCUCGCGCUCGAGCCGGGGGCCGCUCAACUUCUUCAUCCAGACGGUGAAGCCCAAGGACACGGUGAUGUGCUACCGCGUGCGCUGGGAGGAGCUGGCGGCCGGCCCGGCCGUGGAGCACACCAUGUUCUGGGAGGACGCCCACUGGUACGGGGGCUCGGAGAUGAGCACCCAGCACUGGCCCAUCCGCCUGGCCGGCUACCAGGAGCCCGUGCCCUACGUGACCAGCGACGUCUACUCCUUCCGUGACAGCUUUGGCGGCAUCCUCGAGCGCUACUGGCUCUCCUCCAAGGCGGCGGCCAUCAAGAUCAACGACUCCGUGCCCUUCCACCUGGGCUUCAACGCCACUGAGCGCACCCUCUUCUUCCAGGCCCGCUACAAGGACUCACCCUACAAGCCCCCACCGGGCCAGCAGCCCUUCCCCGAGCUCAGCUACCGCGUCUGCGUGGGCUCCGACGUCACCUCCAUCCACAAGUACAUGGUGCGCAGGUACUUCAACAAGCCCUCCAAGAUCCCUGCUGAGAACGCUUUCCGAUACCCCAUCUGGUCCACGUGGGCCCUCUACAAAAAAGAUAUAAACCAGGAUAAAGUUCUGAAUUUUGCAAGUGACAUUAAGAAGUACCAUUUUAACUGCAGCCACAUUGAGAUUGAUGAUAUGUACACCCAAGCCUAUGGAGACUUUGACUUUGACCCUGUCAAGUUCCCCAAUGUGACAGAGAUGUUUGCAAAGCUGAGGGAAGAUGGGUUUAAGGUCACUCUGUGGAUUCAUCCUUUUAUACAUGCAAAUUCACCCAAUUAUGAAGAGGGGAUUGAGCGUCAGCUGUUCAUCAAGGAGCCGUCGGGGCGGCUGCCGGCCAUGGUGGAGUGGUGGAACGGCAUCGGGGCCAUCCUGGACUUCACCAACCCAGCAGCCCGUGACUGGUUCCAGAGCCACCUGCGCCAGCUCCGGCACAAGUAUGGCAUCUCAUCCUUCAAGUUUGACGCGGGUGAGACCAGCUACCUGCCCAAGCAGUUCAGCACCUUCCGCCCACUGUCGGACCCCAGCAUCUGGUCCCGGCGCUACACGGAGAUGGCCAUCCCCUUCUACGAGCUGGCCGAGGUGCGCGUGGGCUACCAGUCACAGAACAUCUCCUGCUUCUUCCGCAUCAUUGACCGGGACUCUGUCUGGGGCUACGAGCUUGGCCUCAAGUCCCUCAUCCCCACUGUCCUCACCAUCAGCAUGCUGGGGUACCCAUUUGUGCUUCCAGAUAUGAUUGGAGGAAACUUCCUCCCCAACAGGACAGAGGGAGCUGUGGAGAUCCCUGACCGGGAGCUGUACGUGCGCUGGCUGGAGCUGUCGGCCUUCAUGCCCUCCAUGCAGUUCUCCAUCCCUCCCUGGCUCUACGACAAGGAGGUGGUGGAGAUCGCGCAGAAGUUCACGGAGCUCCACGAGUCGCUGGUGGCCCCGCUGCUGCUGGAGCUGGCGGGGGAGGUCACCGACACAGGCGACCCCAUCAUCCGUCCCAUCUGGUGGAUCUCGCCCCGCGACGAGGCCGCUCACCGGAUCGACUCCCAGUUCCUCAUCGGGGACACCCUCAUGGUGGCUCCUGUGCUGGAGAUGGGCAAGCAGGAGCGGGAUGUCUACUUGCCAGCGGGCAAGUGGCGCAGCUACAAGGGGGAGCUGUUUGAGAAGACCCCAGUUCUGCUCACCGACUAUCCCGUUGGCCUGGACGAAGUUGCCUAUUUCCUCUGGGUUUCCUAACAGGCUCCUCUUCAGCUGUGCAGUAGACUCAGUGAUUAGUUUGCCAAUGGCUUUAAUGACCUGACAAUUUUAAUAAUUUUUAAUAUAGCAAUAUUUCAGAAUUAAAUUUGAAGGAGACACUGAGACCACUGUUCUGUGUGGCAAGUAAAUGUUCUACAAUAACUUAUUAAAAUGUAUUGGGAGCUGAUGCAGGAGUUAGGAGUUUGCAUCUCCCAUGGCCUGAGCUAUCUGAGCAGCAAGAAAGCUACAGCACUUUCUAAUGCUGUGGCAAUUGUCUUCUCCCUUUUAUAAAUUACUGAGAACCAUGUUCAUUGUGUGCAUUCAGGUAAGCCUGUAAAAUGUGGUGAUAUCUCAUGGUAGUAGAGAUUAAAUCCUAAUAUGACAUCAUGCAGGGAUUUAUACUUAGUAGGAUCCAUGUGGGUUUUAGGACCAUGUUUAGGACAAAGGAUGCAAUCUGUCAGUUGCUAGGAGAGAACUUGGCUCCCUCAGAGAGUUCAGGCAAUUAACAAAUCAGCCUGAGUACCCAGCUGAUUUGCUGAUUUUUCAGUACCCUCAAUUUCCCCACUGAGAAUGUUUUCCCAUCCUGUGUUAAUGGAGAUCCCUGUCCAUGGCAGGUGGAUCCUUCACUAUCCUUCUGCCACACCUCUCCAGAAUGAAGAUGUCUCAGCAGGUCCUGAAGGCUGCCUGUGAAACACCCUCCACUCUUGGUCCAACAUUCCCUGCUAUUUUUAAGCAAAAAAGAAAUUUUAGGUUGACACAACUGAGCAGUUUAAGAGAGUCCAGGGGUCUCUGGGCUGCAAUGUGCCUUCCCAAAGUGAGAGACAGACCACUUUGCUGGCUCCAGCUCACUUUCAGUGGGCACCUGGGAGGUAAAGGGUGUGUGUGUCCCCAGGGUAAGAGAAAGCUCCCUUUUUUUAGGGGUUUUCCCCAGGGCUACUCCAUAUAAAAAGUAAACAAAAUGGGUCUGGGAAACAUUGUACUCAGUCAAGAGCUUGUUUGGCACCCAGAGGAAUCAGUCCCAAAACUGGCUCAAACCUGUUAUCCAUCAGUAGGUCCACUGUGUCAUGAGGACCCUGCAUGGACACAACAGCAGUGCCAAGUGGGAUGAGCCAGAACAUCUUUUAGAUGCCCCUGAGAGCAGCUGGAGUUGCAGUAAUGAUAUCGCUGGUGUGGCAGUGGAGAGGGAAACCCAGCCUUAAUCCAGGGAUGUGAAAGGGAAAGCAAUGUUCAGUCUGGCAUUUGUGCUCAGCGUUAACAGGGCACCACUGAAUCCUUACCACAGGCUUUCUCCCAUGCCAGGAUAGUAGUUUCCAACGAGGCACCUCCCCCAGGGCUGAGAAAGUGUUUCUACAGCUGCUGCUUCAAAGCCCCAGAUGGUCCCUCACAUCGGGUCUUGGGGUGGGGGUCCCAGGAGGCGGCCCAGCAAAAUUCCCCUAGCUAUUGUUGCUGCCUUAAACAAAAAGUUUUCUGCAAAGCUCAUGCCCAAAGUGCUGAGAGCCAAGACUCCAUCACCCUCAUACAGUACCUCUGCCCCUGUGAUCAAAGUGCUCUGUGUGCACACACAGCUCUGCCACCCAACUACACCACAGGCUGAUGGAAAAAAAACCAGGCAACAUUGAGACUUCCUGCAAACUGUGGGGAUGACAUGGGAUGCCUGGUCCCAUGGCUGCAAAAAUGUCUCCUCCAUCCCUUUCCAAACUGUCCCUCAGUGCCUUUCCUUGCUUCCCAGCUGAGCCACAGGAAGCCACAGGGAACAGGCACUGAAGGCAUCCUGUGAACAGGUGGCACCACAGCCACCUCUCCAUGCCCUCCUGCCAGGGGAGGAGCUGUGUGCUGUUGGAGGGACAUCCUGUUUGUCUUGCUAAGCUUCAGUCCCGGUUGAUUUUUUACACUGCCAGUGCCGUGGAAGAGCUCUUUGCUGGAGGUGCUGGUGACGUGAAACUCUCCUCCAGAACCUGGCUCACCACAGGCCGCCUGUUUUUUGGCAGUGGGUGUUUACUGCCCUCUUUGAUGACUGCUGAGCUAAAAAACACCCAGCCCUACAUCCAAAAUAAAAAACCCAAACAAAUAAAAAACUGUUUUUCUCUACUUGGCCUCUGGGA